AUGGGUCGCGGCAAACUGAAGAUGGAGUUGAUUGAGGAGGAGAAAUCAAGAAUCCUUACUAUGAAGAAGCGAAAGAAAUGGCUAAUCAAGAAACUCCACCAACUCACCACGCUCUGCGACGUCCCCCCAUGCAUGAUCUUCCACGACCCCACCACCAAUUCCACCUCAGUCUGGCCGGAGGAGGAUCCCGACCAGGUCUGCAGCCUCAUCGAAGCCUACAAGGCCAAGAAAAAUGACUCCAGUGGCGGAGUAAGGGAGUACUUGCUGUCGAAUUUCUUCGACCAGUGGCAGAGGCAAGCCGAGGAGAAGCUCGAGAAGUUGCGGAAGAAGAAUGUGGAGGGCAUGUUUCCGACAUGGGACGAUCGCCUCAACUUCAUGGAUGAGGCCUAG
This is a messenger RNA of Salvia splendens (bonfire salvia), 390 nucleotides long. RefSeq names its product MADS-box transcription factor PHERES 1. Gene Ontology annotation, biological process: regulation of transcription by RNA polymerase II. The transcript has a single exon. The coding region runs from base 1 to 390 and encodes 129 amino acids. Gene Ontology annotation, molecular function: DNA-binding transcription factor activity, RNA polymerase II-specific; protein dimerization activity; RNA polymerase II cis-regulatory region sequence-specific DNA binding. Lineage: Eukaryota; Viridiplantae; Streptophyta; Magnoliopsida; Lamiales; Lamiaceae. The record is from RefSeq and is a predicted model, not a curated record.